UUGGGUAUGGAUGGUGCGGUACGAGAUUGCAAAUUUCUGUUUCUUUUGAUUAACCAUAUAAAAUCUUACCAGUAAACUAACAAUUUGUGCCGAGAUUUGCAAUAAAAAAAUGGUUAUUUAAUUUCACAAGUUCUCUAUCACCUAACAAACAUCUAUAAGCGAGAAGUACUGAAAUGGAAGGUGAACAAUUUUCUCUAUGUUGGAACAAUUUCCACACGAAUUUAAGCUCGGGUUUUCAUUCGUUAUUCAAAGACGAGGAUUUGGUUGAUGUUACAUUGGCUGCUGAAGGAAAAUUCCUCAAGGCCCAUAAAACUGUCUUAUCUGUUUGUAGUCCCUUUUUUAAAGAUUUGUUUAGGGUAAACCCUUGCAAGCAUCCCAUAGUAAUACUUCCAGACGUAAAUUACAAUGCCUUAUGCGGUUUGCUGCAUUUCAUGUAUCAAGGUGAAGUUAGUGUUAGUCAAGAAGAGAUACCGACCUUUAUGAGGGUUGCUGAAAUGCUUAAAGUCAAAGGCUUGACGGAUAAUAGUAAUUCUCCAACACCAUCCGAAACCAACGGGUACACGAAUAGCAGCCGAGGACCCUUCGGGUGCCCCGAUCAGAGGCAAAAUAUAAUGAAAAGGCCAAGGCCGGUUAAAAAAAUUAUUAGGCCCACGCAGCCUUUGAGACCAAUAGAGAGUCCGAAGCCGGACAAAUCUCCGCAACCUCAUCACCAGCAAUCUCCGUCGCCAUCGGCACUCUCUCAACCGCCUCCUAACAAAAAGCCUUUGGUUGAAAACGAUCAGCAACCGAUCCAGUCUUCCGUUUCCUCUGCACAGGCUAAUCAGAUUAAUCUCCAAAUGCCUCUUUUGAAACCCAAAGUGGAGCCUUUAGAACAACACGAUGAGGACAACACCUCUCACUCGGGAGGUGAUACGAACGUAGAAUUACGAAAUAUGUUGGAAAAUUCCCAAGAGGAGCCGUCCCCUUCUCAUCCGUUUCCUUCCUGGCCACCUUUCGAUGUCCAACCGCCCCCUUCGCAAGACUCAUCGUCUCCAGGUCUGAUGUUGCUGAAAAGCGGCCGAGGUCAGCUAGUCCUUAUUCAUAACGGUCAUAUAUACACGCUCUGUGAUAAAAAAGACAUAUGCACCCUUUGGGUGUGCGUCAAAAAGAAAACUCUGAGUUGUCCUGGCUGUUUGACGACACUGAACGGGCCGAUUUUGCUGUCCUACACGGCGCACAAUCAUCCCCAAAUGCACGACGUCAUACAGAAAUUGCAAGUGCCUUCGUGUCGAAUUUCCCCCGAACUGAAACUCCAAAGAAACCCGUUCCUUUGUUUCGGUUGCUUAUUUACCACGACGAAGCACUGGAAUAUUUGUAGGAUUUAAUAUUUAUUUUUUAUCUUAUUGGAUUGUUAGUUACUUUUACCUCGAUAUUAGAGUUUAUUUUCAGUCAUAUCGUAAGUAUUUUGAGGUUAAGUAUUUAAGAAUUUUAUUUAUGUUAAUUUAUUUCUACUAAGAAGAAGUGAAAAUUAAUAGUAACUUGGAUUUUUUUUACCAAUUAAACGUAAACAGCUAUUUUUUAACAAGGGUACGAGAAUCAUUGUUUUUUUAUUUCGAAAUAAAGUUAUGUUAAUU
Phyllotreta striolata is the source of this 1613-nucleotide messenger RNA. The record is from the annotation of a GenBank genome assembly. Lineage: Eukaryota; Metazoa; Arthropoda; Insecta; Coleoptera; Chrysomelidae.